Maniola jurtina (meadow brown) is the source of this 2919-nucleotide messenger RNA. RefSeq names its product flocculation protein FLO11-like. The coding region runs from base 6 to 2783 and encodes 925 amino acids. The transcript has 2 exons. The record is from RefSeq and is a predicted model, not a curated record. Lineage: Eukaryota; Metazoa; Arthropoda; Insecta; Lepidoptera; Nymphalidae.
UUAAAAUGUUCGCCGUCGCGUUGUUGAUGGGUACGCUGGCCGCGCUCGCCGCCGGCCGCGUGUACGAGCGCUGCGAGCUCGCGCGCGACCUGCAACUGCUCGGCGUGGACCGCGACCAGAUCGCCACGUGGGUGUGCAUCGCCUUCCACGAGUCGCGCUACGACACGGCCGCGCGCAACCACGGCAGCGGCGACCACGGGCUGCUGCAGAUCAGCGAGCUGUACUGGUGCGGGCCGGGCAAGGCGUGCGGCGCGCCGUGCUCCGCCUUCCGCGACGAGGACAUCUCCGACGACGUGGAGUGUGCGCUGCGGAUCUACCGCGAGCACACGCGCCUGCAGGGCGACGGCUUCCUCGCCUGGGUCGUGUACCCUCACUACUGCAAGCAGAACGCGAAGAAAUACAUCGUCGACUGCGACAAGAGCGUCAAAACCCCGGCGAAGUUCGACGAUAGAGCCCGUCUCCUCAAAACUUCCGACGCGAGACAGGAAUCGAAGCGGCAAUUUGCGAGCGAUCCGUACCGAAACGCGGUAACACCGAGGUACCUGUCCAUUAAUUCGAUAUUCCAAGGUAGCUAUGUUAAUGAAUUCGAAAGAAGCUAUUAUGAUAAUAACAAACAAUCGAAUUGGCUGGAUUUCAAAGUGGACAAUAUCGACGAACUCGAGCUUCCGGCGGCGGUGAGCGCAAAGCAACGCUCAUAUUUCUUAGAAUCCACCACUCGGCCUACGACCGUGACGACCUUAGACCCAGCUUUAAUAGGGAUAAAACCACCUUCACCUAAAAAAAUUGAAUCUAAUCAGUUCCGUCGCAGGAAAACAUUCUCGCAGCCACUUUUUCAAAAAAAUAAAUUUAUCGACGAUCAGAAAGCUAGCAAGACGACUCCCGCUCCAGUGAGAGAAUAUUCUGCAACUAGUUUGUCUUUAAAUGAAGAUUUAUCGCACAACAUAUUCUUAAAUUUAUCCCCGUCUGUGAUUUCCAAGUCUUUACGAGAGUUUUCUUCGCACGAAAUAAAAUCGACUGACUUGAGUCGGUAUCAUGUAAAAACACCACAAUUGGAAGAAAGUUCUUCGAGUGCAGUAUUAAGUUACGAUGAUUUAGCUCAAAAUCCGUUUCUGAAUUCAUUGCCUGGCUUUAAUUUAAAAUCUGACCCAAAAUCACCAUCACGAGCGACAGAUUUAAGCCAUAAUAAUGAUAGAGGCUAUACUUUAACUACAUCUAGGCCGAUAGCUUCUCUGAGGUCUUCAAAACAAAUCGGAUGGAAUUCAAAUAUCCCAGAAUUAAGUAAAACACCUUCAAAAACUGAUGAAGACAAUGCAAAGAUAUCUAUUGCAGACCUAGCGCAGAACCCUUUUCUUAGUCAUCUUUUAUCUGUUAAAGACACUAAGACACCGACUGAAUCGAAAAUCCAUGAAACUAAUGCAAGGAUAAAUUCUAGGAAAGAAUUUUCAUCUACGACUGCGAGACCGACUACAAAACUGGAAUUUUAUUCUUCUCCUAAAGACGAUUUUAUUGCUCGCAAAAAACAGUUUGAAAUAUCUACCAAAAUACCUACAACGGUGCAAAGGGGCCGUAUUCAUUAUUUAUCAAAUAUUGAUAACACUGUCACAGAAAACCCUAGUACAAAACGUUCUACAACUAUGUACAGUACACGACAGUACCAAACUAUAUCUAGACAAAGAUUUAGUACUAAUCAAAAUGAUUUAAAAAGUACGACUGCCAUUGCACCAAUUAGAGAAAAACUGAAAGUUUCAUCAACUGCAAAACCUUAUACAAGCGAAACAAACUGGAGGAAAUUUAAAAUUGAAACUACAACUUCUAAAACUACGACUACUUUGAGCGAAAACUUAUAUAAAGUAACAGAUACCCUCAGAUUACAGAGUGUACCACAGAGUACAAGUAGAACAGAGAUAACAAGUAAAUUACAAACAACAAGAAGACCAGAGGCUGCAAGUAGAAUAAGCGCUAUAAAUAAAACAGAGAUUACCAGUAAACCACAAGUUAUAAGUCGUACAAAGAUUGUAAGUAUAUCACAGACUACAAAUAGACCUCCGACUACCAGUAGACUACAGACCACAACCGGACUGGGUAUCGCAAGCAAAUCACAGACUAUGAAUAGAACAGAGACUACUAGUAGGCCGCAAACUAGUAGUACGAGGACUAUAAGUUCAACACAGGCUACAAAAAGUCCUAAGACAACCAGAUUACAAACUACGAAUAGUAGACUGCAGACUACAAGCAGACCACUAACAACCAGUAGACUACCGACUACAAAUAGACCAGUUACAACAAGCAAACCACAGAUUAUAAAUAGAACCGAGACAAUCCGUCUAUCACAGUCUACAAGUAAACCGGAAAUAAUGAGGGGUUCAUGGAUAACGAGUAGACAAACUACGAGUAGACCAGAAACUACAAGUAGACCAUCGACAACUCUACGUUCCUGGUCUUCGUGGCGUUCUUGGGAAGGAUCUCGUAACAAUGCUUCCACGACGCCUAGGUCUACUUUCACGUGGAGAACAGCUACAAAUUCAACUUUGAGUUCUACAACUAGAAAUGACUCUACAACACAAAAACCUUUAAGUACGAGUACUGAAGCCACGACUGCGAAGACAACCCAAUCUAUAUUCGACCUAUACUUACGACCUUCAGUACAACCUUCUUUCAAGCCCUUUGAGUUCACUAACAGACUUCGCAAAAGCAUUAGUAUAUUUUCCGGUGGUACUACAAAAGCUCCCCCCGCCUACUUCACUUACAAAAAACCAACUACGGAAGAAGUUCUAAGAAAUUGAUACAUAAGUAUAUAAUUAGAUUUAUUGGAAACACUGCCAUAUUUUUAAUGUUAAAUUGUUGUAACACAAUCUAUAGCCCGAGAGCUGGUACGGAAAUUUGAGAAGGUGCUUUAGAAAAGGUGAAAGUUUGGAAUAA